AUGAUGGAGUUCAGGCCAGGCUGCAGCUCCUCCCUGCUCUGCAGUGCAGGGCUUCUAUCUGGCACUCCAGGAGCUGGGAAUUUACCACAAACACUGCCUUGGGGAACAGUGUUAGCAGCUGAGAAACUGCAGAAGCAGGCGGCUUCCCAGCGACCUCCAGAUCCAUCAGAAGAAUUAGCAAGUUUAGGCAGUUCCUUCCACUUUCUUCCUGCCCUGAGCACCGAGGCUCCGGCCGCUGGCCUCUCGCCACUUCCCUGGUGCCGUGGCCCCGAAACGGCAGUCCGCGCUCCUGCCCCAGUCCAAGAGUGGGGGGAAAAGCCAGCCUCACUCGGCCUGCCGAAGAGAGAAAAGGAACAGCAAGAAGCAAUUGAACACAUUGAUGAAGUACAAAAUGAAAUAGACAGACUUAAUGAACAAGCCAGUGAGGAAAUUUUGAAAGUAGAACAAAAAUAUAACAAACUCCGCCAGCCAUUUUUUCAGAAGAGGUCAGAAUUGAUCACCAAAAUCCCAAAUUUUGGGCUAACAAAAUUUGUCAACCAUCCACAAGUGUCUGCCCUGCUUGGGGAGUAAGACGAAGAGGCUCUGCUUUACUUGACCAGAGUUGAAGUGACAGAAUUUGAAGACAUUAAAUCAGGUUACAGAAGAGAUUUUUAUUUUGAUGAAAAUCCUUACUUUGAAAAUAAAGUUCUCUCCAAAGAAUUUCAUCUGAAUGAGAGUGGUGACCCGUCAUCAAAGUCCACGGAGAUCAAAUGGAAAUCUGGAAAGGAUUUGACAAAACGCUCAAGUCAAACACAGAAAAAGGCCAGCAGGAAGAGGCAGAGCUUCUUUCCCUGGUUUACUGACCAUUCUGAUGCAGGUACAGAUGAGUUAGGAGAGGUCAUCAAAGACGAUAUUUGGCCAAACCCCUUGCAGUACUAUUUGGUUCCUGAU
This is a messenger RNA of Cricetulus griseus (Chinese hamster), 930 nucleotides long. Lineage: Eukaryota; Metazoa; Chordata; Mammalia; Rodentia; Cricetidae. The record is from RefSeq and is a predicted model, not a curated record.